Molecule: messenger RNA, 4012 nt
Organism: Centruroides sculpturatus (bark scorpion)
Lineage: Eukaryota; Metazoa; Arthropoda; Arachnida; Scorpiones; Buthidae
Exons: 6
Coding region: 52-3903 (1283 amino acids)
Biological process (GO): peptidyl-serine phosphorylation; signal transduction
Cellular component (GO): cytoplasm; nucleus
Molecular function (GO): protein serine/threonine kinase activity; ATP binding
Source: RefSeq, a predicted model, not a curated record
CAGUCAAAUUUUGCUGUUGGACGAUUACAGCAAAACUGCAGAAAGGCAUAUAUGCUAGAUUUUGGAUUGGCAAGACAGUAUAUUACUGCAAAUGGUGACGUUCGUCCGCCUAGAGCGGCUGCAGGUUUUAGAGGAACAGUUCGUUAUGCUUCUGUGAAUGCUCAUAAAAAUAAAGAAAUGGGUCGCCACGAUGAUCUGUGGUCACUGUUCUACAUGUUGGUCGAAUUUGUAAAUGGUCAGUUGCCGUGGAGAAAAAUUAAAGAUAAAGAACAAGUAGGAAUAAUGAAGGAGAAAUAUGAUCACAGGUUGCUGUUAAAACAUUUACCCUCAGAUUUUCGUCAAUUUCUGGAUCACAUCUCUUCUUUAGAUUAUUAUGAUCGACCUGAUUAUAACAUGCUGGCAGGUCUUUUUGAGAAAUGUAUGAAACGUCGCGGUGUGAGAGAAAGUGACCCAUUUGACUGGGAGAAGAAUUACACAGAUAAUUCAGUAAUAACUACAACAACAACUUCCCCUGCAAUUAUAUCAAAGCCUGCUUUCCCUGGUAUUGUUCCACCUGGUACACAUGGUACUGAUAAUAUGCUUGAUGAUAACAUCAUGGCAAGUUAUGAAGAUCAUGGGGAAAAUAUUAAACCUGAUGGCUAUUGUGAAGGAAAAAGUAAAGAAACUCUAGAGAAAGAUGAUGCCUUACUUAAUAAAACUAGUGUGAGGUCACAGAUUCCACAAAAUAAUGAAGGACAAAAACUACCAGAUAAUGUACAGAUUCCUGUAUUAAAAUGUCCAAUGAAUGAAAACAUCUUCAGUAAUACCAAUAUCAUUAAAACUGAUCGUAAAGUUGAGAAAAUUGAUGUUGAACGAGAAAAUGAAGAUGUUGGAAAAGAAACUGUAAUAAAUGGUGAUGUAGAAGUUAGGCAUCAUAUAUCAAGAAAAUCUGAAGGUUACCCUUCUGGAGAACCACCUGGCGAAGAAGUAAAGGGAGAGACAUUGUCAUCAGAACAUCGUGCUAAAUUGAGAAAAGAGUUACCAUCAUUAAAAAUUGGAGGAUUUCAAGAAGAAGUUAUGGUUGGUGAAAUGGAGAGUCCACAAUGUAAAGAUGGGGAAGGAACCCAGCAAGAAUCAAGUAACUAUGCAGGGGACCUGCCAAAAACCACUCAAAGUGAUAUGAGUAAACAUACUCCACCCAUAAGUACACCACCCACAGAUUCAAAACGAGAUGGUAAAGAUCAAGGUUCUAAAGAGCAUCGACGUGCAAGAUUUCAUCCAAGUACAAAACCUCGUUAUAGAGAUGUAUCUAUAACUCAAUUUGCACUUGCAGAUGAUGAUAAUAUCUCUGUUCUUCAACAAGUCACAAAAGGUGGUGCAGCAGCUAUGACUCUUGUAUCAAAAUGGUUAAUGUCUUUUGAUGACAGUGAAGAGACUGAUCCAGAAAUGGAUGAAAAUAUCCAAUUAAUAUCUCCUGAACAUCAGCAAAUGGGUGAAGAUGAAAAGCCUGUAGCACUGCAUAUAGAUGAUGUAUGUAAUAAAUCUAGUGUUAUAAAUUACACAGAAAGUAUUAAUGUAUCUGCAGACAGUAACAGAAUCCAAAAAAGAGAAAGAAGGCGAAGAGUUCAUCGCUCAAUGUCACAACCAGCUACAUUACCUCCUUAUGUUAUACCUGCAGGAUUAUUGCUUGAGCAAGGAACUGGGAAUACAUUUGUAGGUUUGACAGGUUUGCCAUUUCCAGGUUCAAUUCCUGAAGGUCUUCCACGUGUCUGGAGUUGUCCAGCUAUUGCUUUUCAUCUUCGUUCAAAUUUACAGCCACCUCUAAAACAACAAGCAUCAUUUGAUGAAAAUGUAUAUGAAGUAGAUAUAAUGAGAAAUGUUGCUGUUAAGCAAUCUGCAGAACAAAUAGCAACUAAAGAAGAAGAAAGAAGAGCUUCGUUACCACAUAUAUUUAUGACAUCAACAGAAAUACAGUGCCAAUCUAAUAAUACUCAAAAUAUUAAAACUGCCACAGGUAAUGAAAAAGUUACUACAGUUAAUGAAAAAGUUAAAACUCAAUUUUUAGAUGUGCCACAGGAGAAAAAGAUAAAAGAAACAAAAGGAGUAGAAGUAGAUAACCAAAUUACUGUAUGUAUAAAUAAUAUCAAGAAAGAAGGUGAUUCCCUUAAAUAUUUAGAAACUACAGAAAACACCAUAAGUAAAUCAGUACAGAAAUCUUCAAACCCCCAUAGAAAAGGUAUUUUAAAAAAAUCGAAUACCGAAAAAUCAGUUCCAACUGCUCUCAGAAGUAAAGAUUCUAUUGAACAAGAAAAGCAAAGAAGUCGUUCUAGUUUAGAAAUUCAGCAAGAUCAUAUUGAUGACUUGAAGCAAAAAUCAAUGUUAAGAGUAGAUACUUCAGAACAGAAAGAUAAUUGCAUUUGUACUUUGCAGAUUGAUGGUAGAAGAAUUCACAAAUCACCUGCAAGGAGUGGUGAUAGCAAAAAAGCAAAAAUUAGAAAUAUUAAAAACAAUCCAUCUAGUCCUUUGGAUUCACAUCACAAAAGAAGUAAUUAUGCAGAAACUAGUGAUAAAGUAUUGAGAAAAAGUGCAGAUUACAAGAAAGAAAGAGGUUUACAACAUUCAAAGAGUUUAUCAAAGGUAAAAGAAUUGCGUGACAAAGAAGGACAAAUAAAUUCUGGUUAUGAUAAAAAAUUAAAAAUAUCAAAUGAGAAACAUAGCAAAGAUGUUAAUCAUAUCUUAGAUCAACAAGAGCAAAUUAUUAAACAAAAAUCAUCAAAAUCACAGAAUGGCGAAAUCAUUAAGGAUUUUCCUACAAGAAAGAAGUCGAGUAAUAUGAUGCAGCUGGACAUACAAGAAAUACCAAUUUUCCAAAGGAAUGGUAGAACUGAUAAAGACAAUAAUAUUAAUGAAAUAAACAAACAACAAGAUGAUAUUGGUGAUAAGGUACAUCUUAAUGAGGCAGAAAUAAUUGAAUCUAUGAUGAUACAAAAAAAAAUGGAUUCUAAAAGGGAUGGAGAUUGUGAAAUUAAAAAGAUAAAAGAAGAUAUUCCACAUUAUAAAAGAAGAAUUUCAAAAGAUCAUCAUAAAUCUAAAUCGUCAUCAGAAUCUAAAGGUCAAGAAUUAAUUAGGAGUAGCAUGGAUGAACAGUUAUUAAAAAAAAGCAACCCUUUUCAAUUUGGACAUUUAGAAAGUAAAAAUCAGGAAGAAAUGCCAAGUAAUACAGACAUUACUCGUUCCCCUAUUAAUGAAAAUGUAAAUUUAGAAAAAACAGGAUGUGGAAUAUCUUCAGAUCAAGUCCAAAUUUUAGAAAAUGAAACAGAAAAUUUGUCUAAAUUUGAUGAUUUAUCUAAUAAGGUUGAUAAUGGUUACGUGAAAGAAAUUAGUUCAAGCUCAGGGAAUGUUCAACAAACUGGUGCCUAUGUUAAUGAACAGAAAGAAAAGAUUUCAGUGAGAAGACGAAGAGAAACUGACAAAUAUGUGAAAGAUGAAAGUGAACUGAAAUUAUCAUUCUCAAGAAGACGACAUCGACCUACUACAAUGGUAGGUGAAUCGCGCAUUCCACGUCCUCGUAUUAGGCAACAGUUAUCUGAUCCAGAUGGUUGUUUAUAUGAUGGACAGAAAGGACUUUCUUCUGCUGAAUCAGAAAGCAAUUUGCUUAGUUCUUAUCUUUUAAAUAAGAAAACUGAAGAAUGUUCUAGGGAACAAAACUAUGUACUUCAGCAGACUGCAUCAUCUCCUGCAGUACCAAAGCAUAUUUGUGAGCAGCUAAAAUUGCAACUAAAUUCUACAGAUAAUCAGGAUAUAUCUGUUUUGGUACGAGGACCAAGACCCCCUCCUGGUGAUCCUCCUCUGUAUGGAUGUGUUCCUGCUCGAUAUUUCAUAUUUCCGUUCAAGGAGGUCGAAAUGACCGAAACGUAUGCCUGAAAUGAAUCAUUUAUUGUGUUUAAACAACGAAGCUGUUUAUAUUUAAUUUUCUUCUGUUAAGAUUCAUACAUUUUUAAUUUUUAUAAUUUGUGAGGAAAAAUGAUAAAAA